This is a messenger RNA of Lucilia sericata (common green bottle fly), 6891 nucleotides long. RefSeq names its product amphoterin-induced protein 2 (gene kek1). The record is from RefSeq and is a predicted model, not a curated record. Gene Ontology annotation, cellular component: plasma membrane. The transcript has a single exon. The coding region runs from base 929 to 3628 and encodes 899 amino acids. NCBI's taxonomy places the organism in Eukaryota, Metazoa, Arthropoda, Insecta, Diptera, Calliphoridae. Gene Ontology annotation, molecular function: protein binding.
GUGGCCGAUGGUUGGGUGUUUUAAAUUGUUCACAUAACUAGUGAACAAAUAAAGAAAAAAGUCUAUUAUAAUAUGAAAACAAAAUUAAUAGAAAUUAAAAAAAAAAAUAGUUUCUAAAACAAAACGAAAAAAAAAAUAUAUAAAAAACGCAAUUAAUCAAGCAUAUCAAUUAACUAGCAUAAUACUAAACGAAAUACAUAAUAACUAACGAAAAAGCAAAUAAAAUAAGAAAACAAAAUCAGGAUACGGUUGAAAGAACUUCAAAACGGAUUUGGCAUAAAUUAAUUGAAAUUGCGUAAAGAGGAAGGGAAAUAAGAAAAUAUAUGUGUGUGUGUAUAGAACACAAGUUAAAGAGUGCGUUUGUGUGUUUUAUUGGAGUGUUACUAUGAUGAAUAUUAAAGAAUAUGAGAAAAAAGUGGUUGUAUUUAAUUACCGUUACCAGGUCAAUCAAAGGCGAUAUUACAAAAUAUAAAAAAAAAUAAAGUAAACAACAAAAACAACAAAACAAGAAUUUCCAUUUAAUUAACAAAACACGCAUAUUUAACAAAACAAAAUUGUUAUAUUAACACACAUAUCAUUGAAUGUAAAAAUUUAAUUGAAUAAAAAGCAAAUCUAACAAAAAUCUGCUCAAAUUAAUAAGAGAAAAAAUGUAGUUAAUAAAAAUAUGUAAAAUGUAAUGAAAGAAAUUAAUAAAAAGAAAAUUUUAUAAAACAAAGUUUUAAAAAUGUAUAAGAAAGUGCAUUAAAACACAAUUUGCAUACAACUGGCAUAAAUUAAGCAAAAAAAGGAGAAAAAAAUUAAGAAAAAUAAAAAAAGAAGAAAAUUGUUGAUGAAAAAGUUUUUAUUGCCAUUAAGAGAUUAUAGUUAAAAAAAAAAACAACAAUAACAAACAAAAUUAAAGUAAAAAAACAAAGAAUAAAACACAAAAAUGACAAAACUUCUGGAAAUGACAUUUUUAAUUCAUCUGCUAGAUUUGCAUUUAACACCGACUGUGUUCUCGUCCUCAUCGUCGUCAUCGUCACAUUACGGUCGUGCUCAGAAAGUUAAACACUAUGCUGGUGGCACUACCUACCAUCAUGCCACAGAUGUUGGGGCAACUUCUCAUCCCACCGAUGCACUGGCUGCACACUCUAAUAAUGGACGUCAGCGUAAAUUGGAACAUGUGGAUAAUGUUAGCAGUAAUCUUUAUGCCAUGAUUGAUAAUCCCUCCAUAUCGGAGGAAUAUUUGGAUCCCUUUAAUGAUCCUUUGCAACAGUCCGCGGACAAUACAUUGAUUAUUAAUCAUCAACAGAUGAGUACGUGUCAGACAGUUUGUGCCUGCAAGUGGAAAGGUGGCAAACAGACGGUGGAAUGUAUUGAUCGUUUGCUUACUCGCAUACCCGAUAAUAUAGAUCCCUCUACCCAGGUAUUGGAUAUGUCGGGCAAUAGACUGCAGACUCUGCUUAAUGAGCAAUUUGUUCGCGCAAAUCUUUUGAAUUUACAAAAACUGUAUUUGCGCAAUUGUCGCAUAGAACACAUUGAACCGCAAACCUUUAAGGGUCUUACAAAUCUGGUGGAAUUAGAUUUGUCACAGAAUCUUUUAAACUCAAUACCCUCCAUGGCGCUUAGCUAUAUUUCUUCCUUAAGAGACUUGACCAUAGCUUCCAAUCGUAUACAAAAGGUGGAACCCAAUGCUUUUAUUGACACCCCAGCUCUGCACAAAUUGGAUUUAUCUCAUUGCGAUAUACAGCAAAUAGCUCCGCAGGCUUUUGAGGGUUUAGAGGGUCUAACACUGUUGCGUUUGAAUGGCAAUAAGUUAAGUGAAUUGGUGGCCAAGACCAUUGAAACUUUGAGCCGUUUGCAUGGCAUUGAAUUACACGACAAUCCCUGGAUGUGUGAUUGUCGUUUGCGUGAGGCCAAGUUGUGGCUUAUGCAAAAGAAUAUACCCUAUCCGGUGGCUCCAGUAUGUGCGGGUGGACCCGAACGUGUUUUAGAUCAAACUUUUGCCGAACUCAGUAUAGAUGAUUUUGCCUGUAAACCAGAGCUUUUGCCCUCCAAUCAUUAUGUGGAAGCUACUAUGGGCGAGAAUGCCUCGAUAUUGUGUCGCGCCAAAGCUAUACCAGCGCCUACUGUUAAUUGGUAUUGGAAUGGUCGUUUGUUAACCAAUAAUACAGCCUUUAGUUCCCAUCAACGUUUGCAUAUAUUCGAACAUGGUGGUUUUGAGAAGACUUCACGUUUAGUGCUGACCAAUGCCCAGGAAAUCGAUUCCAGUGAGUUCUUUUGUGUUUCGGAAAAUCGUGCCGGUUCCACGGAGGCCAAUUUUACAUUGCAUGUUAAAAUGCGUGCGGCCGGCAUGGCUUCUCUAGGCAGUGGCCAAAUAGUGGGCUUAAGCGCUGCCUUGGUGGUGCUGAUAUUAUUUGUUUUACUAUUUGUUUCCUUUCUACUAAUGCGUCUAAAGCGAGAACCUUAUAAUGCUAGUAAAACACCCAAUCAUAUGGAGGUUAUUACCAGCAUUAACCAGCAGAAUAUGAUUAUCAAUAAAACCCAGGCCAAUGGCACGGUUAAUAAUACCAAUUCUUCCCUGGGGGAGGUGAAAAUAAGCGACGAAACCAUACAUUUAGAUAGUGCGGGUACGGAAAAUGCCAAUCCUUUGCAGAAACCGCCACGUUUAACGGAUAUGACUUAUGCCACCAGUAGUUAUGAUAAAGCCGGCAGUGUUUUGGUAACAGCGCCCUGUUUCAUUUCACCUACCGCCUCUGCGGGCAAUAAUCCAGAUUUGAUUAAUGACACUAAACGUUAUGAGGGAGAAGAGUUUUCCGAUUUGAAAAUACCACCCAUACUAACAAAAGCCUUGGCUACCGAUCUGGCCAGCUUGACUACCAAUGGCGAAUAUAAAAGAGCGGGCGGCUGUGAUUCUUUAUAUCCCUCGGGUCUGUGGGAGGAUAUAACAUCCGUGAACUGUACUUCCUCGGCAGAUGAUUUGUUCCUAAGACGUUAUUCCGAUAAGACACCCAUAAUGGAUGCCACACAACUGUACGACAUGCAUGAUGGCAGCACUAGUAAUGAUAAUUUCAGUAAAACCUUUCCACGCACCAGCUUUAAUCACAAUCUGCAGUCGAAUGAUGGCAGUUGUAAUAUAAAUACCGAAUCUACUGCCUCUACCACUACCACUAAUCUUUCGAAUUCUGGUUCGGGCAUAGUAAUGGGUGGUUAUCCCAAUGAUUAUGGCUUGCCGGUGGUGCCUGGAGCCGAACUGCAGCUUAAUCAUCAUAUGCAAAUGAAUUCUUUGCAAAAACAACUUUUAGGCGGUACUUUGGGACGAACUAGUGUUAGUAAUCCUUUAAGUAGGGCCACCCUAAUGUCCAGCAAUAAUGGCAAUGGCAGCAGUAGUAGUCCACCGUUUACCAGUCGAACGUUGCCAAGGCAAAAACCCACUACCAGCUAUGAAGCCAAUAGUUCACGCAGCUCACCGGUACACAAUAAUGUCUUAGUAAAUCCAGCCUCGAUCAAUGCCAAAACGAUACGUGUGUGGCAGAAAGGAGGAGUACCCGUUCUACCACCUGUUACCGCCAUCAAAAGAGCCUUAAUUAGCACGAGUCGUAGUUCACCCGAUGAGGGCUAUCAAGAGGGCUGUGGCACCGAUGUGUAAACUAUUAAAAAAAACUAAAAAAAACUCUAUAACUCAAAACUUUCCUACUGUACAAGUUAAAAAACAAAAAAAAAAAAAAAAAAAACAAAUAAUACAAAUUACGCUUUGUAAAUGAAGAAGUUAGAUGAAUGUUUUACGCAGCAUCUCAUUUUGCGCCUGACUGAAUUUAGUUGCAUCUAUACUUCAUCAUCGUUAACGAUACUUGUAUAAGCAAUAAUCAACUCUAAACUUAAGUAUUAUUGUCAUCUUCAUCAUUAACAACAUCAUCAUCAUCAUUAUUAACAUCAUUGACAUUUCAUCUAAGAAGAAAAGAAGAAAAAAAAACCAAAACUCAUUAAUGGAUUGUGGACUGACUGAAAGUUAUAAAUUUAAAAAAUUAAUGUUUAAAAAUUUGAAAACAAACAAACAGAUACGCUCAUGUUGCGUGUCAACAGGAUUGUGAUAGUGUAUGCGUAAAUAGAUAAUAAUUUUUGUAUAAAAAUAUAUAAAUAAAAAUUAUAAUAAAAAAAAUUUAAAUUAAAAAAAAAAGAAAUGAAUUAAUUACCUUAAAUUAAAACAACAUUAGGAUAAAUAACAACAAUAAUUGCAGCAAAACAAAUUAUGUUUAUUUUUUUUUAAAUAAAUUAAAAAAAAAAAUUACAGCUACACCCCCCUCUUCCCUACUCUCCCCAUAACACCCACAAACUAUGUAAAACAAAAUUAUUAAGGAAAUUAUGCAAAAAUGUUUAAACUGUAACAAAAAAAGGUUAAUUAAUUCUACUUACAUACAUAUGCACCUAAAAUCGUAUGUAUGUAUUUGUAUAAAAUAAAUUUCUCUUAAUUUUUGUAAUUAUAUAUUUGUAGCUAAUAACUGCACAUUAUUAUUAAUAUUAUAAAUAUAAAAUAUUUAAUUAUGAUUAUAAGUUAUAAUGUAAAUUAUCUUCCAGUGCUAAAGAAGACACACACACACAUACACUUACACUAGUAAACUAAAACUUAAAACUUGUUUUGAAACAAAUGUUCAACAAAUUUUCUUAAGAAAAACAUUAACAUAUCACCUACACUUAUAAACAAAACAUAUCACUCACAUAUACAUACUUACAUACAUACAUAUAAACAAGUUACCCAACAGUUUAAAUUUACAUAUGUAUGUAUAUGUACAUUGUUUACCCUUUAAGCUACCAACAAGGCUUUAACUAACACUAAACCCAAGGUUCAAUUGCAGCUAAAGUGUUGAUUAAGGGGGGUAAAAAGCUUCUAAACUAAAAAAGUUACAUCAAAAAUGUUACACUCAACGUUGUUUUUUCAAAAUAUAAGCGGUUAGGUGUCUGGUACUUUUUUCGAAAUUCGUUAUUUUGGUACUUUUUUUCUUAAACCGUAAGCAAAUAUGGAAAUAAUAUCUAUAUCACAUUUGUGACCCAUUGAAACAUUACGAAAACAAGUUUGGUACUUUUGAGAAAAUACGAACGUUUAAGGGUUUAAAAACGUACUUAUUUUUGGUACAUUUUUCAUAAAAUAUUGUUUUCUAGUUAUUGGUUUGUACGGCCCUAAAUCAGCAAUGCCCCGUUAGCAUCCUUAUCGGAAUUCUUAAGACUGCCUCUAUCCAGUUCUAUAAGUUUUUUGGUAGCCCCCAUAUCAAGUUUUGGCCAUAGGGGCCUUUGAUACUUUGCAAUUCAAUCAACUAUUCCAGAAGUGGUUUAUGAUGUCACGUGACAAAUAAGUCACUAUUUACCGUAGUGGCAGUUCGGAAGCCUGUAUCAUCUCAAGCUUUACUGCUGGGUUAAUGACGCUACAUUUGAUAAUGGUCCAAGUAGUUCUCGUUUCCACAAUUGACAACUUUCACGGCCUCAACCCAGUCUGCACAUCUUCCGAGCUACCCUAAAAGAAGGCGAUUUCAUCAAUCAGCCUACUUUCAAUUGAUUGCCAGAAGUCGGUACUGAUCCUCCAAUCUGGAUCAUUCCGAUCAAUGAUGCCACUUAAAGGCAUAUAUACUGGUUUACUUCUUCACCCUCUUGCAGGAUGAAGAAGCUUGAUCAUGCACAGAUCUGGCUCUCUUAAUUGUCUCCUUACGGGGACCUUUAGAGACCUCAGACUCUUUGAAGUGUUUGGUGACUUUGACACCACUGGUUUGGAUGGUCAGUCACUACCAGAGCCCUUUCCCUUACUGACAUUCUUGCAAAGAUCAGUAGGAGUAUGGGCCGGAAGUUUACCGUCCUCUUUAGCUUUCCUGGUGCCGUGGCCAACUUGCUAGGGUUUUUGGGAGGUAAUUUGUUACUUUUAUAAAGCGUACUUUUUGCACAAAUGAAUAGUACUUUUCAUAAAAGCAGAAUUUACAAGAAUUUCAACAAUCAUGGUUCGCAUGAUGAUAUUUUUAUAUGACAGAACUUUUUGGUACUUUUUUGUUCCUUAACUGGUACUUUUUUAAAUUACUUCUUAAAAUUACGAAAAAUAACCAAACAUCUAACUUCAAUAUAAUAAUUGCAAGCUAUAACCACCAACUGCAUUACUUUGGUUUUGUAAAGUAACUAGUGUUUGUUAAAGCGAACACAGAAAUCUAUUUUAAAGCUUAAGAGUAAACUAAAAGUUGUUGUGUAUUAUGUAAGAGAAAAAAGCUCACCUUUAAACUUCCAACACUGCAGGGUUUUGUCAGAUACCAAAUUUUCCAAAUAUACACUAACAGUAUACACCGUAUGUAGGUUUGUAUGUGUAUUUCUGUAACAAAAAUUCAUCUGUUAAAAUGUAAUUCUAUACAGCAUUAGUAACAACAUUCAGAACGAAGUACAUUCAUUUAUUCAUUCAUUUAUACAUCCCAUUCAUAAAAAAAUAAAAACAAAAGCAACAAUACAUUCAUACAUAUGUACAUACAUAUGUAUGGACAUUAGGGUGUUACGAACAUAGAAGUUGCUGAUGUUCCCAUCUAAAAUUGAAAUUUAGUACUUUCUAAGAUAACAUUUCUAAAUAUCUUCUGUAGUGAUCUCAAUAUUCCAUGAGCUGGACAAAGGAUAAAAAGGACCUUUUUGAGCUUUUUAGGAUCUUUUCAAUAUUUCUUGGAAAGACGCUUUCAAUGUAAUUUCGAACAGUUUUCAUAAUAAAGCAUUUAAGUUGACCUGUAGUUUGAUUACAAGGUUUACAAGCCCUAUUCGGGGGUUUAGUUGUAUGGGGGAUAGGUGAAAUUAUAGACCUAUCUUAACCAUUUUUAAUAGGCUUCGUCCCUAGGACAAUAGAAGAUCUUGUACCAAAUGAAUUAUCUUCGAAAUUGCGACAUGUAGUUUGAUUACAAGGUU